ACGGGGAGAGAAACUUUUUGUUAUUUCUAUAGGCUUGCAUUAAUAUAAAAAUGACACGUGAACGUCUGAUUUUCUACGAUUAAUGUCAGUAGAAUAUAUUUCAAUUAAUUUGUCAUCGGUACUAAGCACAGAAAGAUGUUACCGGUGAUCUUUACACUGAGCUAAACUAGAUGUCGAGAAACGACUUUCGUCCUAAGACGUUGAAAUUUGCGAGAAAUAAUCCAACUUUGAGAAGUCUGAUGGCUGACUCUCAGAAGUUGAAGCUCAAUCACUCCAUAAUAUCGAUUUCUAAUGGUGGGAGCGGAGGAAAUUCAGACGGCCGCAAAGAGCUUGUUGUCCUGGGAAUCACUCUAGAUUCACUUCCGAAGUCAGCCCAGUUCUUUGUUUGUUGUGGUGGAGUUUUCGUAUUUUAUCUGAUAUAUGGAUAUGUUCAGGAAUGGAUCUUUAGAACAGGAAUGAAACCAUUUGGUUGGUAUCUCACUCUUGUCCAGUUUGCUUGGUAUUCAAUAUUUGGAAUAUUUGAAACCAGCUUUAAAAAAGACAAAACAAGAAAAAUUCCUCUGAAGACAUAUUCACUUUUAGCAUUCUUGACUGUGGCCACAAUGGGACUCUCUAAUACAUCUCUUAGCUAUUUAAAUUAUCCUACACAG
Messenger RNA from Pocillopora verrucosa, 650 nucleotides. NCBI's taxonomy places the organism in Eukaryota, Metazoa, Cnidaria, Anthozoa, Scleractinia, Pocilloporidae. The record is from RefSeq and is a predicted model, not a curated record.